AAAACGCCUGUCUUCUGGAGCGCAGAGUAGUGUUGCAUCAUUCCGUGCACAAAGAAGACUUUCAAGCAUAUUCCGGUAUUCGGAUUUAAAGGAACCUAGACCACGGACUAAGAGCCGAUUAUCACUGCUCAAACUCUCAGCUGUUUUGGAUGCAGAUGAUCACGUAGUUGGUGGGCUAUAUUUAAAUAAAUUAAGCUCAGAGGUAUCUUUAUAUGCUGCUCCUGCAAGAGAAAUAGACAGCGUUUACUAA
Molecule: messenger RNA, 250 nt
Organism: Ambispora leptoticha
Lineage: Eukaryota; Fungi; Glomeromycota; Glomeromycetes; Archaeosporales; Ambisporaceae
Source: the annotation of a GenBank genome assembly